Molecule: messenger RNA, 2112 nt
Organism: Microcebus murinus (gray mouse lemur)
Lineage: Eukaryota; Metazoa; Chordata; Mammalia; Primates; Cheirogaleidae
Gene: CCDC172
Product: coiled-coil domain containing 172
Cellular component (GO): cytoplasm
Source: RefSeq, a predicted model, not a curated record
AUACCUGUGAUGUAAUAAGAAGAAAAAAAGAGCAGAAUCCAAAAUUAAAUUCGUGUCUUCAGAUCCCAGAAUUCUUGGUUUCAGUUCUCACUGCCAUAUACAAGUGUACUCAGGCUUGGUUAUAAAAUAUUUAACCACGAGAGAAGGAUCCGCAGGAGCCCAGGGCCUGAGAUGAGCUUAGAGUCCUUAUUUCAGCACAUCAUCUUCACGGAGCAUCGGGCUGAGGAGAGUCGCCGUUUGAUGCGAGAAGUAAGAUCCGAAAUAAAUAGAUGUCGUGAAAAAAUUAAGAAAGCAACAGAGAAGCUGAAUGAAGAGAAAAUGGAGUUGGAAUCUCAGGUUCAGCAGUUUUCUGAAAAAUCCUUCUUCUUAAACCUUUUGAAAACUCAUGAAAAUGCUUUAGAAAGACAAUUCAGUGAAAUUACAAAUGAAAGGAAUAUGCUUCUCCAAACCUUUGAGGCUACAAAGAAAAAAGUAAUGGAGGAGGAGGAAAAAUUUAUGAAAGAAAUUACAGACUUCAAUAAUGAGUAUGAAAUAACAAAGAAAAGAGAACUUUUGAUGAAAGAAAAUGUCAAGAUUGAAAUAUCUAACUUAGAAAACCAGGCAAACAUUUUGAAAAUGGAAAUGAAGUCAAUGGAACGUGACAGUGACCCAUUAAAUGAACUCCAAAAACAAAAGAGUGAAUUGCUACAAGAAUUAUUUACUCUCCAGAGAAAACUUAAAGCUUUUGAAGAUGAAGAAAAGGAAUCCAUUUGUACUACCAAAUACCUAGAGGCAGAAAAAAUAAAAAUCAAUAAAAAGCCUCAAAAUGAUGCAGAAUGCUUAAGACUUAAAAAAGAAUUAGAACUUUAUAAGGAAGAUGACUUGGAAAGUGUUUAUGAAGCUCUCCAAACAGAAAUAGAAUUUUUGGAAUUGACAUUAGCACAGAAAGAUCUUCAGAAAAACAAAUAACAGACAGAAUUGAUCAACCAUCUGAGAUCUGAUCAAAGCAUCUUAAAAUCCAAUCUUCGUGCUAGAUGCAUAAAUGGUACCCAUUACAACAGAUUCUUGUGGUUCAGAGUAUUCAAAGUUGUUGAUAUCUAGAAUUUAUUAGCACUUUAAAAUAAUAACAUUUUUGUCUUGUUGCUCACUAGAACUUGAAGGGUUCUUAUGUGGUUUGAUUUUGUUUCUAAGGGGAAUGGAGAAGUAGUAGAUAUUGUGUUCCCAGGCUUCUUGUAUACCCCUGAUCCUUAAGUGGAUCUAUCCUUUCUGAUCCACACUUUUCAUUCUUUGUUGUAGCUUACCAUAGGUCCAAACACAUAUAGGAAGAAAUGCUCAGAUUAUUGACCCAAUUGUGUUGGUGCCAUUUCUACCAGCAGAAGUACCUACUAACAAAGGUGCUUACUUUCAUUUUAAUCCUUCUGUAAUUAUAAGAUGUCUGUUGACAGAGGUCCUCUGAGGCCUUUCAUCUGCAAAAGCCAGUUUUCUCUACUUUUCGCUAUGUGUCUAUAAAGUCUGGGGCACCUGCAGCCAUUUUCCAGGAGUUUGUGCCUGCCAGUUUUCUUCCUAAUGGCAGUGUUGGUUAGAAUGAAAUAAGUUAUCUCCUGGGGAGGUACAUAAUUUCCUUAUAGCCAUCAGGAUUCAUUUUCUCUGAUGGCCUAAAACACUGUAACUGUAAACAGCAUAUUUAUGGUUGGAUCAAACUUGGUAUUGCUACCAGAUUUCCAGCAUUACUUAUCUUUUUGCUGUUACCACUCCUGACUAGAUAGAAAGUCUGUUGUCUAAAAUUUAGUAUAUUGAAAUGGUUUAACAAGGCCCUAGAUUGGCAUAGGUCAGGGAGGAAAACAAAACUUACUUGGGGAUAUAUUUCAAAAUACUGAGUGCUAAAGUUAAAACCAUGUUUUUUGAGUGUGUUUGUAGCUGAAUUAUUGUCAAAUAUGAAAUGUUUACAAAUGCCUUAUAUCUACUGAUGUUAAGGUACAGUAGUUAGGUAUAUCUAAGUUUCAGAGCAGAGCCUGUACAAGCCUUAUUUCAGAGCAAAUCUUAUUUUGACAUAGCUUUUUUGUAUAAGUUGUUUUAUACUCUUAUUUUUUAAAAAUUAGCAAAGUUAAAACCCUCCUUUGGGAUGUGUAGCAA